Messenger RNA from Serpula lacrymans var. lacrymans S7.9, 449 nucleotides. RefSeq lists its product as uncharacterized. The annotation marks the transcript as partial. The record is from RefSeq and is a predicted model, not a curated record. NCBI's taxonomy places the organism in Eukaryota, Fungi, Basidiomycota, Agaricomycetes, Boletales, Serpulaceae. The transcript has a single exon.
CAGCCAUCUUCUUUUUACCCACCCAGCGUCGCAUUCCAUCAUUCUCAGUCUCUCUCAGGUGCUUCUAACAACAGCAAUACAGCAUCGCCCACUGCCGAUGCCUACUCAGAUAUGUACUACACUGGCUCGGCUAACCAGCCCAAGAGGUCUCAGACCCAUCAUGACUCGAAUUCUACAUCGCGCGCAGGUCGAUCGCCUUUGCGUGGCGGCAGCACCACAGGAACCUUGCUGGACUCCUACUCGCAGCAAUCCCAAUACUCGCCUACAACCGCAGCCUCUUCUUAUCCAUAUGGAGGCACUUCUGAUCCUCAGAGGAUCCUUCCUUCUUCAGCUUACCAUUCGCACUCUCGCACUCAUUCCCAGGUCAAAGCAGAAACAUCCACUCCACCAAUGCCAGUAGCGUCACCGUACACUCCUCAAAACGCAUUACAGCCGCCUUCUGCCUAUCC